GGUAAAUCAGAGCGUGCAUUCAAAGCGUACACAUCGCUAUUUAUGCGCCAUCUGUGUGAGCCUGGUGCAGACACUCAGGAGUCGUUCAACGAUGGUGUGCCGCGAGAGGGUCUGAACAGACAGCACGUGCUGACUCGAAUCGGUAUUAUGUCGCUGAUCAGAAAGAAAGUUCAGGAAUUCGAAUCGAGUAAUGGAGAUUGGUCAAUCCCAGAGGUGAAAGAGCGUCUGGCAGCACAGGCGAUCGAGGAACGAGAAGGAACGUCAAGUAAAGGUGGCUCGAAGGCAUCGUCUCGCAGUGGUACACCGGCCUUGAAGGAGACUACUCCUGACUCGAAUUCCAAUUCUAGAAUGGAGACUGAUAAAGAGGAGGAUAAAAUGGAAACAGACGAAGGUGCACCGAAGGGCGUAGUGAGCAAAGAGGAGGACCGAAAGAAUCGUGCUCCCCGACCAUCCUUCAAGUUCAACAUUGCCGACGGUGGGUUCACCGAAUUGCACACGUUGUGGCUGAACGAAGAGAAGGCAGCCGUGCCGGGCAAUGAGUAUGAAAUAUGGCAUAGGAGACACGAUUUCUGGUUGUUAGCCGGAAUUGUAACGUUAGUGAUUUGUACGAUUGAUUUCGAUUUGUUCUAUUGA
Molecule: messenger RNA, 633 nt
Organism: Anisakis simplex (herring worm)
Lineage: Eukaryota; Metazoa; Nematoda; Chromadorea; Rhabditida; Anisakidae
Source: the annotation of a GenBank genome assembly